Molecule: messenger RNA, 330 nt
Organism: Pochonia chlamydosporia 170
Lineage: Eukaryota; Fungi; Ascomycota; Sordariomycetes; Hypocreales; Clavicipitaceae
Exons: 1
Coding region: 1-330 (109 amino acids)
Source: RefSeq, a predicted model, not a curated record
AUGCACCGCUCCACCCGCCAUAACAAUGGCCGAGUACAUUGCUGCGCGGCACGACACUUCAAGGAUAACCCUCGUCUACCGCUGAAGAUGUAUGCUAUGCUCGAUUGGAGACGCAAACGCGCCCAGCCUCGACUCAAGACGAGAGCUCUGUCGUCCUGCCGAACCCCACCAACGGCGAGAAGCCUCGCGGAGCGGGGACGCGAAAGUGUAUACGGCGUCUCGUGGCCUCGAAGCAUUUAUUGCUCGCCUGUGUCUGUCGGACGAUGCAAAUUGGAGGCAACUUCAGAACCGUCGAAAUUUUGGAUGCUGUGGUUGCUAGAUGGUCCCUGA